Molecule: messenger RNA, 2088 nt
Organism: Arctia plantaginis
Lineage: Eukaryota; Metazoa; Arthropoda; Insecta; Lepidoptera; Erebidae
Source: the annotation of a GenBank genome assembly
AUGGAGGCAAAUGGAGUUGUUUUAUGUGACAAUUUGAUCAAGUGGUUGCAGACAUUAGAUCUAAAGGCAAAACAUGGAAAUCCCUCAGAAUUAUCUGAUGGGGUGGCGAUAGCUGAAGCCCUUACCCAAAUAGCACCAGAAUAUUUCACUCCCACUUGGAAUAUCAAAAUAAAGACAGAUGUAGGACUUAACUGGAGAUUAAAAGUGAGCAACCUGAAAAAAAUAUUGGAGGGAGUUGUAGAUUACCACCAAGACAUUCUAAAUUUAAGCCUACAAGAGUUUUCAAGGCCAGAUGUAGUAAAUAUAGCCGAAACUGCAGAUCCGUCUGACUUGGGGAGAUUGCUUCAACUUGUUUUAAGUUGUGCGGUCAACUGUGUGAAAAAAGAAGAAUACAUAACAAGAAUAAUGGAAAUGGAACUAUCCUUCCAGAGAUCAAUUAUGCAGGCCAUACAGGAACUUCAGACGUUAACACCGGGCGCGAACCGUGGCAGUGUGCACUUGGACACGCCGGCGGCGGAGCAGUCUGAUGCCGACAUGAAAGAAGCCCUGGCGCAGAGGUGUCAUGAGCUGGACACACAGCUAAAAAUUCUCCAAGAGGAGAAGAUGACGUUGCUCAGCGAGGUAGCACGCCUGACCGCAGCGCGGGCGGCUGCUACCGCGGCUGAGAAUUGGUCGCCGGAGCUGGACGAGGGUGGGGCUUCACUAGGGCCCGCUCAUGCUGGGACCUUGAGAUACACAACUAUGAGGGCACAGCUUGACGCGUUGAAGGAGGAACUAGAUAAAGUGGAGCUGCAAAGGGAUGACCAACAUGCCAGAGCUGACGCCGCGGAACGAGAAUUGGCCUUGUAUAAGCUUAGGAAUGAGGAACUGCAAAUGGCGGCGACUGAGAACGUGACUCUGAAGGAUGAGUUAGAUGCGCUACGUGAGACGGCUGCGAAGGCGGCUACGCUCGAGGCUGCUGUUGCGUCAUACAAGAAACGGAUGGAGGAGCACGUUGACUUACGACGACAGGUGAAGUUGCUAGAGCGUGCAAACACGGAGCAUGUGCAACGCGCCAUAGAACACGACCAGGCUGCUGUUAAAGCCAAUGCUGUGCGGGCACAGCUCGACAUUUACAAGAAACAGGUGACAGAUUUAAACGAGAAACUUGACGCUGAGAUUACAAAAGCUGACAAGUUGGAGAUCGAAAAUAAAAAGCUGAGCAGUCGCGCCAUGUCACUGCAACGUGAGCGAGACACGCUCUUGCAGGAACGUGACACGCUGCGAGAUACUGUCGACGAGUUGCGCUGUUCCACCAUUACUGCAGGAGCUAAUGAAGGCAACGUAUCGCGGGAGAUGAGUGAAACGGCCAACGAUCUGAAGGAGAAAUUGAUUCGAUUGGAGCACGAGAACAAAUUGCUGCGACAGAACCAGGGUGCCCAGGCAGACCAGGCAUCGGUACAGGCCCUUCUUGAAGAUUACGUGGCUCGACUAGAAAAGCAGCGGGCGAUGAACCGCGAGGCAAACCAACGGAUUAUGCAGUUGGAAGCCACGCUCGAAGCCCCUAACCCCAGGCUCACUACUGCCAUGGAAGAUAACCAGAGGAAAUCCCUGCAAGUAGAAGAGCUGCAGUCCGCGUUAGCCGAAGAGCGGCGGCGCUCCAGCAAACUGCAGGAGGCGCUGGCGGCGCGGGACCAGGAUCUGCUCGCCACCGAGGACAAGUACAAGAAGUGCCUCGAGAAGGCCAAGGAUGUCAUCAAGUCGCUCGAUCCCAGGGCGUCCGCCCAACAGUCGCUGUCGGACAUAACGCUGGGCUACUCUCGCGCCGCGGCCCCGGCGGGCCCGGCCCGGCCCGACGCGCCGCCCCUCCCCAACAACAGGCUUGAGUGGAGCGGGGCGGGCGCCAACGAGCAGCGCCUGCUGGCCACGGCGUGGUACCAGCUGGGCAUGCGCUGCCAGCGCGACGCCGUAGACACUCGCUUCGCGCUGCUGUCGAGCGGCCAGUCCUUCCUGGCGCGCCAGCGCCGCCAGCCGCCCCGCCCGCGCGUCCCCCCCGCCCCGCACUCGCCUCGCGCGCCCGCCGCCGCGCCGCCCGCGCCCGCGCAAUGA